AUGUGCAUCUCGGGUAAUAAAAAAAUAAAAAGGUUUCAUGAUAGAUUCCAUCGGCAUAGAAGAGCUUGGGAGCAUCACUUAGGCUCUUCUAAAGAGCCACCUACGUGGAAUCAAUUGAACGAAUUUUUAAUUUCACGACUUCUCUCGCUCCAAGCAUUUGAAAAAUCUAGAUCAGGAAAAUCCUCCACCGUUUUACAUCCGGUUACCACCAAGUCUCACUUUCAAGAAAAAGCUAAAAACUCUCAUUCUAAUAAAUCAAGCUUAUGUACUCUUUGUUCUGCUGAGCACUAUAUAGCAAACUGCCCGAAAUAUAUCUCAAAAACAGUUCCACAGCGACUUUCUCUUAUCAAACAGCAACAGCUCUGUUACAAUUGUCUCGGAUCUCAUAAGGCAUCAGCCUGUCGAAUUACUAAACGCUGCAUUAAGUGCGGACAAAAGCAUCAUACGACAAUUCAUCAAAAUAAUAAUUCUACAAUUAACACUGCUAAAAUCACACCGUCAGAUACUGUAAAAUCUGCCACCGAAACCAAAUCCUCAGAAACAAAAUCUACUGAAGCUCACGUACUUCAUGCAUCUAUUGAGAAUGAAUCACUUGAUUCAAUUGCAUUACUAGCUACCGCUCAAGUUUUGGUUACAACUGCUAGUGGAGAAACUGUAAAGGCUCGAGCAUUGAUUGAUCCCGGUUCUGAAAUUUCGUUAAUUUCAGAGCGUCUUACAAAACUACUUCACAUUCCCAGAAGUCACUCUUCGAUCUCAUUAAUCGGAGCAGGUGGCAAAAGGAUAGGUCGAACUAAAGGUUCAAUCAAAUUUGCAAUAAAGGCUCAUUUUGAUCCCCAAUCUGAGAUCCCAGUUUCAGCGUAUAUUUUACCAAAAGUAACGACAAAGCUGCCAUCCGUUCCUAUUCCUCAGUCUAAUUGGCCACAUUUGGAAGGACUUACAUUAGCAGAUUACCAUUACGCUACUCCUGGACCCGUUGACCUUAUCUUAGGAAUUAAAGUUUACGCUCGCAUUAUUCAAGAUGGCGUCGUUACAGGAGACGAAACCUCGCCAAUUGCACAACGCUCCAAACUUGGGUGGAUUAUUUCAGGUUCCGUUAAUUCCGACGAAGAAACAACAGUCGCUCAUGGAUAUCACAUAUCUGUUGAUACUGAACUUCAUGAUCUUCUGCAAUGUUUUUGGAAAUUAGAAGAAAUAUCAACAUCUACUUCAUCGCCUUUAUCAAUCGACGAGCAAAAAUGUGAAGAACAUUUUAAACAAACUCAUUCUCGAGAUCCCCUAGGACGAUAUAUUGUUAGACUACCAUUCAAGCGAUCCCCAAUCGAAUUAGGAGACUCUAAGACUCGAGCUCUUCGAAUCAUUAUCAAUCUAUCAAGAAAACUAUCAAAUGAUUCCAAACUCGCGAAAGCCUAUUCAGAAUUUCUAGACGAAUACGAAAAAUUAGAUCACAUGAGACUUGUAACAUCUCAUCAUUCAGAGCCCUGCUAUUAUCUACCUCAUCACGGAGUUAUUAGAGAGACUAGCUUAACAACUAAACUGAGAGUCGUAUUUAAUGGAUCAAGUCGUACUUCUACGGGUAUAUCCUUAAAUGAUCUUCUUUACAUCGGAGCUAAACUACAAACGGAUGUAUUUUGA
Molecule: messenger RNA, 1632 nt
Organism: Solenopsis invicta (red fire ant)
Lineage: Eukaryota; Metazoa; Arthropoda; Insecta; Hymenoptera; Formicidae
Exons: 2
Coding region: 1-1632 (543 amino acids)
Biological process (GO): proteolysis
Molecular function (GO): aspartic-type endopeptidase activity
Source: RefSeq, a predicted model, not a curated record